Thamnophis elegans (Western terrestrial garter snake) is the source of this 2087-nucleotide messenger RNA. RefSeq names its product transmembrane protein 147 (gene TMEM147). Lineage: Eukaryota; Metazoa; Chordata; Lepidosauria; Squamata; Natricidae. The record is from RefSeq and is a predicted model, not a curated record. The coding region runs from base 185 to 862 and encodes 225 amino acids. The transcript has 8 exons.
GUGUAUGUGAAGGGAAAAGAGGACGGGGGAGCUUGAUGAGGGAGGAAAAGGCUUUUGGGGGCUUCCCUCAGCGGGGAGCUCCGUAGAGAGACGCGGGUGCAUUUCUGGGAGCGCUUCUGGAGCGGAACAUCACCACAGUACUAGGUGGCAAAAGCCAUCCCACCUGGUCCACCUGUGUGCCAAGAUGACUCUUUUCCACUUUGGGAAUUGUUUUGCCCUGGCUUAUUUCCCCUAUUUUAUCACCUAUAAAUGCAGCGGCCUGUCAGAAUAUAAUGCCUUCUGGCGAUGUGUGCAAGCAGGAGCCACCUACCUCUUUGUCCAGCUAUGCAAGAUGCUGUUUUUAGCUACAUUCUUUCCAACCUGGGAAGGUGGUGCAGGAGCGUACGAUUUUGUUGGAGAGUUCAUGAAAGCUACUGUAGACCUGGCUGACUUGGUGGGUCUCCACCUGGUGAUGUCCCGGAACGCGGGAAAAGGAGAAUAUAAGAUUAUGGUCGCUGCACUGGGCUGGGCCACGGCGGAACUCAUUAUGUCUCGAUGCAUCCCACUGUGGGUGGGAGCUCGUGGCAUCGAGUUUGAUUGGAAAUACAUUCAGAUGAGUAUUGAUUCCAACAUCAGCCUGGUUCAUUACAUCGCCACCGCUGCCCUGGUUUGGAUGUUCACCCGCUACGAUUUACCCAAACAUUACCGAUUGCCUCUUACUUUCCUCCUAGGUGUCAGUAUCUACAAAGCCUUCUUUAUGGAAUCGUUUGUGCACGUCUUCCUCCUGGGUAGCUGGACUGCGCUUCUGGUUAAAGCGGUGAUCACUGGCCUCCUUUCCUUCAGCUCCUUGGCUCUCUUUGUCACCCUGGUACACAGCAACUGAAGCGCCACCAAUUAUUAACUCCCAACAUGAGAGACCACGUCUUUGUACAUCCUAAGACAGCUCAGCUAUGGAUUCUGUUUGUAAAGACACACAGGCCUUUGCACUGCCUUCCUGCGGUGAGAUCGGUUCCACUGUGGCAAUUCCAAGAAUGAUGCUAAUUUAAAAAAAGUAUUAUUUAUACUUUGCCCAGUUUGAAUUCAUUUGGCUGUUCUCUACACCUGUGUCUCCAAGGUGGGGCAUGGGAGGAGUCACUGUAUGGGUAUUGUUACGGCCCAAUUGCCUGGAGACUGAGGUAAAUCUGAGGACACUCCCUCUGUUCCUUCUGGUGACUCCCCAGAUUAACCUCAGUCUUCGGCCUAACAGGAGCUAUUCAGUGACUCUCCAGUGAAUAGUGUUAGUUAGGAUAUGUUUGUAGUAUUAUUUCUCCCAUUUUGCAGCAUCCACAGGAUUUUCUCACAGCUUUUAUUUUAUUUUUAAAUUUUUCCAUCUUUCCUACCUCGAAUUUUGCGCCCUUUCCUGCCUGCCUAGGCGCGAUCUGCGCUCGUGCAGAUUUGCAGGUCCUGCAGCACCGGCUCCCGGUGAAAGGGGGGGGGGGGCAAAAAGCCAAACCUCGCAGCAGCUGCCCUCUGGAGGUGAAGAGGAAGCCAUUGGAGCUACGAAGACUCUGGAGGCAGCGAGAAGAGGAAGGAGCGGCUCAGCGGAACGGCUCUAGGCAUCGGACCGUGUGACACUACGAUGAUGUUUAUGCAACCCACUAAGCCAACAGAACCCGUACAGAACGAUUUCAUAUUCCUACCCUAUUCAACCUUAGUUCUAUUGCGUCGGCAUCCAUAACCAGCCACAAUAAUAUAAAAAUUACAGUACGUCAUAAGAUCAUCAUACACAAGGUAACACUUAUUAUAACAUUGGAUGCAAGUACAUCAGUUGUGUUACAGGCUCCAUCAUUUGCGUCGUGAUGUAUCUGGCACUCUUCACUCCUAGAAACUGUUGCUCUACUAUCUAACCUAAAGCUGGACGGGGGUUUGGAGAUGCUCAAAGGUAAAGGCACAGUGAAUUUUAGUAACACUUGAAUUAUACUUGAAGCUGAGGUUAUUUAGGCUUUGGUGUGUAUAAAGGUUCGCAGGCAAAACCAUAUGUAGCUGGGGAUAAAAUGGCAAAGUUAAAAUUAAGGCUUUUUAUGGUUUCGCCUGUCAUGGGGACAGUAAUAAAGUGCACCUUUAUUUUC